GACACACACACAAACACACACACACACACACACACACACACACACGCAGCAGUGACGCGAUCUGAAGAUCGGCGUUGAGUAUUAAAGAGGGAGUGGCCUCAAAGAAGCGAGGCGAGGCGCGGCAAUUCAGACCUCUCGCCAACAGCUGGAGGACAGGGAGAGCAAAGGACAGGCGCCGCCUGCAGUUGCCAGACGCUUUACGGUGACGCGACAGCAGUGCGUUGACGCGCUGAUGAGCCGCGGCCUCCACGUCUUAGGUUCCGCAAAGGCCUGUGGGAGCGACCCGGGAGAAGGAGGGCCAAGAUGGCGAAAGCGGCAGAGUCUUCGGGAGAGCCGGGGACAACGUCGCCCAGGCCCCUGUUUGCAGGCCUUUCUGAUAUAUCCAUCUCACAAGACAUCCCUGUGGAAGGAGAAAUCACCAUUCCUAUGAGAUCUCACAUUCGGGAAUUUGACAGCUCCACGUUAAAUGAAUCUGUUCAGAAUACUAUUGUGCGUGAUCUAAAAGCUGUUGGGAAAAAAUUUAUGCAUGUUUUGUAUCCAAGAAAAAGUAAUACUCUUUUGAGAGAUUGGGAUUUAUGGGGCCCUUUGAUCCUUUGUGUGACACUUGCAUUAAUGCUUCAAAGAAGCUCUGUAGAUAGUGAAAAGGAUGGAGGGCCCCAGUUUGCAGAAGUCUUUGUCAUUGUCUGGUUUGGUGCAGUUACCAUCACCCUCAACUCAAAACUUCUUGGAGGAAACAUAUCUUUUUUCCAGAGCCUCUGUGUGCUGGGUUACUGUAUACUUCCCUUGACAGUGGCAAUGCUGGUUUGUCGGUUGGUGCUUUUGGCCGAGCAAGGACCAAUAAACUUCAUGGUCCGGCUUUUUGUGGUGAUCGUGAUGUUUACAUGGUCUAUAGUAGCCUCUACAGCUUUUCUUGCCGAUAGCCAGCCUCCAAACCGCAAAGCCCUCGCCAUUUAUCCUGUUUUCUUGUUCUAUUUUGUCAUCAGUUGGAUGAUUCUCACCUUCACUCCUCAGUAAAUCAGGAAAUGGAAAUUAAAAACCAGUGAAUUGAAAGCUCGUCUGAAAGAUGCAAUUUACCAUUGAGCUUUGCCUCUGGCCCUCUUUUGUCUAAUUUUGGAGAUAUUUUGAGAUGAAAGGGGAGCCAUAAAGCACCAUCACCAUUUAUGUAAGGAACUGAUGUUUGAAAGAUUGUCCUUUUCCUCUUAAUGUCAUUUCUUGAAAAUACAUAGUAUACACAGUAUAGUGCUGCCUUAAGGCAUGAUAGGGUCACUGUGGUCCAUUUGAGUGACAACCAAUGAUUUGGAAAGCACAUGUAUACAUCCUGCAAGUUGAGUAGAAUUAGUAACUGUAUUUUCAGUUUUGAGAAUACCAGUUCAGGUGCAGCUCUUAAAUACAUUGCCUUAUGACUAUUAGAAUAUGCCUCUCUCUUCAUAAAUAAGAAUCGAUAGUCUGUAUCCAUUUCCUUUUAUUUCUCUCUUAGGCUUAAAAAGGCAAUGACAGAGGUUGGGAAGGGGGUUCAUAACUGGG
Messenger RNA from Leopardus geoffroyi (Geoffroy's cat), 1524 nucleotides. It is a transcript of the gene YIPF6, whose product is annotated as Yip1 domain family member 6. The record is from RefSeq and is a predicted model, not a curated record. The coding region runs from base 304 to 1014 and encodes 236 amino acids. Gene Ontology annotation, cellular component: membrane; trans-Golgi network. NCBI's taxonomy places the organism in Eukaryota, Metazoa, Chordata, Mammalia, Carnivora, Felidae. Gene Ontology annotation, biological process: endoplasmic reticulum to Golgi vesicle-mediated transport. The transcript is spliced from 7 exons.